Sphaerulina musiva SO2202 is the source of this 2727-nucleotide messenger RNA. RefSeq lists its product as uncharacterized. Lineage: Eukaryota; Fungi; Ascomycota; Dothideomycetes; Mycosphaerellales; Mycosphaerellaceae. Gene Ontology annotation, cellular component: nucleus. Gene Ontology annotation, biological process: DNA-templated transcription; regulation of DNA-templated transcription. The coding region runs from base 236 to 2647 and encodes 803 amino acids. The transcript has 4 exons. Gene Ontology annotation, molecular function: DNA-binding transcription factor activity, RNA polymerase II-specific; DNA binding; zinc ion binding. The record is from RefSeq and is a predicted model, not a curated record.
GUGGCCCCUGGCAUGGACUGUAGCAUCAAGGGCUAUAUCACAUUCGCAGCUCAAGGGGGUAAUCACAUUCAUAUUGUGGCAGCCUAGAGCCUCGUGCCCAACGUAACAAGCCAUACGACAUCCGAAUCUUUGGGAAGCUCUCCAGGUGCAGAUUGCAUGUCCAAUGGGCGACGAGGAUGGGGAGUGGUAUGUUUCGUAGUCACGGCAGAGCUGAACGCCCUGGAGUGCGAGCAACAUGUCGUCGACUCACGCAGGUACAAUGGACAUCGACGAGACUGCACCAACAGACCAACAACCAUCGUCAAAGGACAGGGUGGUAUCCGUGACUCCAUCCUAUCGGCGUAACGGAAAGCUAUUCAGCUGUGAACCCUGCCGACGAGCGAAACUGAAGUGUGAUCAUAACAGUCCCAUAUGUGGAAGAUGUGCUCGACGCGGGAAACAGAACGAGUGCAUGUACCAUCCAGCGCCAUUGACCAAGCCUCGGACUGGACUGGGACCACAACGGACAAUGUCGAUUCCACGAGCCCAUGAUUCUACACAGAGCUCUUACUCGGCCACUGGAGCGGACAGUUCACGUCCGAGUGAUUCGUUAAGUCCUCCGUCAAGCACGAGGACUCUCUCGGCACGGAAGCAGACGGUUUCGGGAUCUACUGACAGCAGAUCUCUUGGUUACAGGUCGGCAGAGGCAUCGCCUGCUGGUCAUAUGCCUUACACAUCCACCGAGGGGUCGCAGCCUCCAUCGACAGCUUCUGUACAAGUUCCAGAGAGCGACAUGUCUUUUCGGGAUAUCAGUCAGGGCUAUCUCGGCGCAACAAGCUACAGUGCCGUCUAUGCGGAACAUCAAAGUAUACUGCAGACUCCCCAUGUUGAGGAAACACCCGAAAACCUGCUGCCUGUCACCAGUGUAGAGAAGAUCCAGCAAGGCGCGCAAGUUCUCUCCAUACUCAAAGAUUUCCCCGUGUACCGCCAAUUCAUGCAAAGGUGGUUCGAACUCAGUGACGGAAUUAUGGUCAUACAGCCCGUGUUCAAAAUCUGGAUAGACGAGCUCUGGACGGAGUAUGGCCACAUUCUCGCCCAUGGUCAGCCGGAAGAACUCAUUGCGCUCUCUGAAUUAGUAUGGUGCAACACACGACAGCCCCUGAAGGUCCACGGCGAUAUGACUGCGAAAGAGUGGGCAAAGUCUGCGUCAGGGAAACAUCUGCGAUGGGAAGUCGUAGGAAGCAUCCUCUCCAUGGUCGGACUCAUCGCAGUGAAUCUCAGCAGUUAUGAUAGCAUAUUCGACUCGAUCCGAGAAUGCUACGUCGAUCGCGCGACGUUCGCAGAGCGAAUGCGCAGAGCCUCUGAAUUUUGUCUGUGCUUUUGCUACGAAAGUGAAGUGCUCAACGAGAUUUAUGUCAGCUUCAUAUAUGAAGACUUGAUACUGGUGGAAUGUCUCAAAGGUGAGGCACAUUAUGCUGCUUGGCAGAGAACCGGUGAACUUAUCGAUGCUGUUGUAGCGAUGGGUCUGCAUCAGGGCAACAAGGUGAGUCCACAGACGCCAUUCUUCCUCGCAGAACUGCGCAAGAAGAUCUUCAUCUCUGCUUAUGGUCACGACAAAGUCAUGGCGACGUUCCUGGGGAGACCGCCCCGGCUGUCGCAAAGAUACUGUAAGAUGGAGCCACCUCUGGACCUGUCCGAUGACGAGCUCUUCUCCGAAGGCGCUGAAUUGCGACAAGCUCUCGCUUGUCUGGAUGAGAACGGCUGGAAUACGGAUGAACAGUUGCGCCGCAUCACAUGGUAUCGGGCGCGGUUCCAGGUCUGCCGGAUCAGAGAGGAUAUACUUGAAAUUGCGUUGGGCUCCAGCGAAGACGAAGACGAAGACGAGGUUGCGUACAAAGCAGAGAGGGUCAAGAGGCGAAUGAAACAUUUGAAAAGCAGCCUUCCCGAAUUUAUGAACACCACGCCGGAAGAAGCCCUUGGCGAGGAUAAUACACGUCUGGGAGCCAGAUUCACAAUUGGUCCGACGAAGGAGUCCUCCAAAAUGCACAUUAACGCCUUGUGGGUGGUCGCCGUUCACGCCGGAAUUGCGCACACAGAGUUCCUUCUGGAGAGAGCAAAGGUCAACCGGCUGCGCACCGACACAAGCAAGCUUAUACCAGUCGCCCGAAGAAUGCUCAAGUUGGUCCUCUUGGUGCAGUCAAAGAAGGAUGUAUUUCGAGACUUCCAAGGAGAUCUGACUUAUAUGCUUGCUUUCGAUGGUCUAUACGCAGCUGGCGUUCUUGCGGUAGAGCUUCUCACGCAGGCUCGAACCGGACAGCAUACCAACGAUGUACUACCACGAUCUGAGACCAUCCAAGACUUGAGUGUCUUCAUAUCUGCCCUCGGUGCCGUGAGACCAGGCGAGGGCAAUUACUCGAUUUGUAGCCAAGGUCGCAGGACAUUGACUCGAGCUCUGGAUCAGAUUCUAUCGCCACACCCGCUGCCGCCGCCAGAGACAGCUCAAGGGGAGGCGGUCACAUAUGAUGAUACGUCGUUGGCGUUUCCCAUAGGGUCCGACGUGGAGUUUCUGCAGUGGCUCGAACACGUGGAGUGGGAUAAGAGUAUCUGGAUAGAUCCUUUGACGACAGCGCAAGGUGAAGCGUCUGCUUCAGAUGUGACUGCGAUGUAAAAGAUACAUGUUCGUAGAGGGAGAGAAUGGAACGUACCGUACCUACUGGUCCUACUCAGAAGAGAGGAGCAGCGUCAUAA